Molecule: messenger RNA, 1417 nt
Organism: Effrenium voratum
Lineage: Eukaryota; Dinophyceae; Suessiales; Symbiodiniaceae
Source: the annotation of a GenBank genome assembly
GGCGCCCAGGCAGCAUAUCACGUGCAAUUCGCAUGUGUUCGCGCAUGGCGAGCGCUGAUGCGGCUCUGGCUGGGCCUGCCGGUGGCCUCAGCGCUGCCACGCGCCCACCUCUGCGUCUUCAUUCCCAUCAGCGAGCGCAGUCGCAAGGAUGGGGCGCUCUCACUCGCAGCGCUGGGCACCUGGGCACAAGAGCAGCUGCAGCGGGACGCAGGCGCCAAGGUGCGCUUCGUGAGCGUCGGAAGCACUGCAGGGAGCCCCUUGGAGCCGUACACGCUGCACGUGCCCGGCGAUGAGGAAGUGGGGUACAAGCGCUUGCCCGUGCGCAUCUUGAAGAUCUGGCACUACCUGGGCCAAGAGGAUGACUGCGACUGGGUCAUGAAGGCAGACUCGGACACCUAUGUGAACCUGCGUGGCGUCAGCGACCGCCUCAGCUGCUUCGACCCAGAGGAGGAGCACUUCUUUGGCGUGGUGCACGCCAUUGUGCCCCCGCGUCAGCUCCGCGAGAUGUGGCCGGCGCUGUACUUCGGCCACGGUGGCUCAGGCUACGUGGUGAGCCGCGGCUUGUUGCCAAAGGUGGGCCGCAGCGCACUGCCCUGCCUCGAAGACAUGCUAGAGAUGACCCAGGGAGAUGCCAUGGAGGACGUGAUCUUUGCCUUGUGCCUGCAGCGCAGACUGGACGUUCAGGUGGAGAGCUAUGGGUUCCUGCGCCCGGGGGGCGCGUGGGACGCCCAGCUGGCCGAGCAGGAGUUCGUCGUGAACUUCCACCAAGCCCGGGAUGAGCUGCUGGACCGGCGGCCGAAGGCGCCGCUGCAGCGCUGGCUGCACUGGGACGCGCAGCCGCCCCCUCUGCACGCGUGUGUCAUGGUUGCCCAUCCGGUCGAGAAUGAGACCGACAUGAUGGAGGUGCACCGAAAGCUGCGCGCGGACGCCGCGGCGCAGGUCUUGGCGCUGGCGCCCACUGCGUCGGAAUGGGCGGAACCUGAGCGCAUGCCGCUGGGACUGGGCCGGGCCCAGUGUGUACCAAGCCCCAUGGCUUUGGCCAGACAGGCCGAGGUGCGGCUCAGCGCUGCGGGCGCGCCAGUGAAGGCAUUCUGGACGCCGAAGCAGCUGGAGCAGCUGUCACAGUGUUUGGUGCACUCCUUGGGCAAGAAGCGUUGCGGCUGGACGGACAUCCGGGAGCAGCGCUAUGGCCUGAGCUACUGGCCGCCAGCACAGAGCAGCGAUGCCUGCGCCGAGGCAUGUUGUCGCUCAGGUGCUGAUUGCUCCCUCUUCCAGUACCGAGCGGACGAAGGCUGCUGGCUGGGCCGCUGGGAGGAGAGCCAGGCGGUGGCCAGCGACAAGGUCUGGCAGGGCGCGGUCAAGGUGUGGUGACUCACUCAAAACGUUGACGCGCCAGCACGGAGACGAGGGCAGGACC